Gloeophyllum trabeum ATCC 11539 is the source of this 1115-nucleotide messenger RNA. RefSeq lists its product as uncharacterized. NCBI's taxonomy places the organism in Eukaryota, Fungi, Basidiomycota, Agaricomycetes, Gloeophyllales, Gloeophyllaceae. The record is from RefSeq and is a predicted model, not a curated record. The transcript is spliced from 7 exons. The coding region runs from base 93 to 1115 and encodes 340 amino acids.
GUUUCUCCCUCGACGUCUUUCUCUAUUUUCUCUUCAUCUUUCUUGAUUUUCUUUCUUUUUCUACUAAUCUACUGCAUUCAUUUAGUUUGCUCAUGCUCACACUUGACGAGAUGCUCAACAGGCAGUCCAGCCCUCCCAUUCCAAGUGGUGAGCCCCGGAGAACGUCUGAUUCACCUUGCGGGCCAAGUCCAGAUGCUGCUGCUCCCUCAACUGUGAUAGGACCGGUGCAUACUGGCAAGCGACCAAUGGAAGACUUUUCCCAGUACGCGCAAAGUGUUGCGAGGAGGAAGCGAUUGCGCCCUGAGGACAGCGAUGAGCUUGUUUCAUAUUCAAAGCUUUCGCGUGGUGAGAAGGACAUAUGGCUUGCAUCGACUCUUUUGUCCAUCCAGGGUACAGUCAGCCAACUUCAAGCACCUGAUGCCCAAUGGGACCUGCCAGUGAUGCUGAAGAAGAAGAUCGAUAUCUACUCUGCCGUUGUUAUUCUCUCUCCGACGCUCUCCGCAUAUGUCAGUGACGACGCCCCACGGAAGGUCUUAAUCGAUAUCCUUGAACGUUACCCCAGUUGGGGUUACAAACAAGAUGUCAAAGAGAACCCAUAUCGAUACAAUAUCGUGAUCUCAUUCAUAUCGGCAAAGCUAACUGCACGAAGGUAUACAGCAAAGAAGAUUAUUGCAGAGAGCAUUGGUACGACCGCCGAGGACCCGGAAGAACUGAAGCGUGUCGAUGCAGAUGAUAUUCUUGCCUUAUGUGAAGGGCUAGUAGCGAAAGUCUUCAAGGCUGCGAAGAUUGUCAUUACUGUGCCGAUGUGUGCCAGGGUCGCGUUUCUUAGGCUCAUCUAUGUCGGGCAGCCCGACGCGGGCGACAAAUACUGGGACAGUGCCGAUGAGAAACUCAAGGAUUUCCGGGUCAAGCUUUCCAAUGACCCAAAGAAGAUAUCGAGCAAAUUCGCCAAGAUUCUUUCACAAGAUCGUCAAGUAUACGGUGAUGUCGAUGUCGACUAUACACUGAAGAGUGCCUGCAUGAAUGCCGCUCAGCGCAUGGGCGAGGGGGUGUACGCGGGGACCGAAGGCGCUCCUGUCAAUGGUGCCGAGCAGAGUGAUGAUGACUCGGGCUAG